AUGGAAUACUACCUCCCAGACUACCUAACCCCCCUGCUCACAAACCCCACCCUCCAACACCUCCGCAGCCACGCCACAAACUGGUCGUCGUCGUUGUCGUUCAGCAGCAUUCGCACCACCUACCUAGAGCCCUACCUCAUAACCCCCCUCUCACGGCUCCUCGCGUCCUCGACCCCCGAUUUGGUGUCCGUGCUACUUCUCCUCGUUAUACUGGUCGUCUCGCUCAAGGUCCUGGAUUAUGCGCGCCGGGUGGUCAUGUUCUGGGUGAUGCUUGCCGUGAGGGUUGUGUUUUACGGGUCGGUCGUUGCGCUGGGUUGCUAUGUUUAUAGUGUUGGGGUGGAGAAGGCGGGAAGGGAUCUGGGGUGGCUGCUGGGUGUGCUUUGGGGGUUUGUGGAGGAGGUUCUUGCGGGCGUUGAGAGUGGGAGGUCUCCGUCUGGCGGUCCUGGGGCCGGUGGGUAUGGAUAUGGAUAUGGAUAUGGGUAUAGGCGGGAGGCACCCCGGGGGUAUGGGGGGAGGGCGAAAAAGGGGAGGUGA
Messenger RNA from Aspergillus fischeri NRRL 181, 534 nucleotides. RefSeq names its product Apq12 family protein. The transcript has 2 exons. The record is from RefSeq and is a predicted model, not a curated record. Bases 1 to 534 code for a protein of 177 amino acids. Lineage: Eukaryota; Fungi; Ascomycota; Eurotiomycetes; Eurotiales; Aspergillaceae.